Molecule: messenger RNA, 630 nt
Organism: Angiostrongylus costaricensis
Lineage: Eukaryota; Metazoa; Nematoda; Chromadorea; Rhabditida; Metastrongylidae
Source: the annotation of a GenBank genome assembly
AUGAAUAUAUACAGUCAUCUGUGUGUGCAUGUAGGUAUAUAUAUAUACACAUAUACAUGUAUACACAUACACGUAUAUAUAUGUAUAUGUUUAUAUACAUUGUCAAAACAAAUUCCAGUUUUGUAUAUACAGUUUAGAUCGUUGUCGGGAACUCCAGCCAGCGAUGGUAAUAAUGUCACUAAUGCCGAAAUCUAUCGUAUCAUCACACAACAACUAUUGGAUGGAUUUGCUGUAUGGCGAGUGAAAAUGUACAAUGAUCGAGUGUUUGUCGAGAAAACACGUCGCAGUUACUGGUUAGGCGACAGGUACUUUCGUAUGGACAACGACUACUAUUGGUUGUCAAGAGAUACGUGCGCCUAUCGAAUGAAUGAUACGGAAAGAAAAUACCUCGUUUAUGAGGAUGGAAUGCCAAUUUAUGAUAUCAUUUAUCAGUGUCAACGCUACGCCGAGUAUUGUUGUGGCCUAGACUGUUGUAGGAUGUAUGAUCUUGAACAUCCACCGACAACUCCGAAAUAUCGAGGGCAUCGGUGGAACGGCGUUAUUUUUUAUAAUCCCAAUAUAUUUGUGGUUCUGAUGUCUCUGAUAUUCAUUAUUUGCUUCGAUUCAGCGAACUUCUUGACUAGUAUUUAG